AUGCUGCAUCCGGUAGAGUUAACUCCCUCCGGCCGGCCCGUGCUGUUCCCUGGCGAGGUGGAGAGCCUUUUAAUCGACGACGCGGGGAUAGAAUUUGAAGAGGUAGCAAAUUCCGGCUCGGUUCUUGAAGCGGAGUCGCUUCGUGAUGGCGUCGCGUCGCUCACCACGCACCGGCUGAUUUGGAUCGACGAACGGCCGGCGACAGGUGGUAACCAGAAGCGAGCUUUCGCCGUGCCACUCGUCGCCAUCGCGAAUGCUUCCGCUGCGGGGUGGCGACUCACCUCAGUUUUCGCCUCCCCUCGUGUUCGCAUGUACGUCUUAUUAGACCCGCAAGGGCGGGCGGUUUUGUCGUCUUCUGCCAUUGGCAGCAGCAGCCACAGCACGCAGAGCAGCAACUUAGGGUCGAAUUUAGGACGGACCGCGUCAUUAGUAGCCGUUCUAAGAGGCCAGGCCCCUGCUGAUGUGUUCUUAAAAAAACUCAACGAAGCUCUAGCGGCUAGAAAAUGGCAAGAUUCACCUUUUCCGGGGCUAGUAACCCCCCCUACUGCUGCCUCCGCAUCUCUCCCUGCCCUGCCGAUCGGCGCAGCAGCAGCAGCAGCAGCAGCAGCAGCGGUCGGCGCGUAUGGGGGGAGCGGAAUGGGGGGAUCAGCAACUGGCGGAGCGAACCCCCUGUAUUGGGGCAGUGCGGGGUAUGGAAGCGGGGAAGUGGGGACAGCAGGGGGAGCGGGGGGAGCAGGGGGACCUCCCCCGGUGCAGUUCAGCACAGCAAUGGCGGGGGUGGGGGGGAUUCUGAGGCGCGAGGCGGAGCAGAAGCAGGCCACGGAUCGCAGCCUGCAAGAAGCGUUCUCGGACCUGAAUGCACUCAUGGCCAAGGCGAGCGAGAUGGUGAAACUGGCAGAGAGAAUGCGACACAAGCUGCAGCAGCGGAUAGCCCAUCCUUACAUGUGUGUAUCCUGCUUUUCCUCGCUUUCUUCCUUGCAGGCCAAGGCGAGCCAAGGCGAGCGAGAUGGUGAAACUGGCAGAGAGAAUGCGACAGAAGCUGCAGCAGCAGCAGGGGGCGGCGAGUGGGGAAAUCGCCCCUUCCCUCUCUUCCUCCUCCUCCUCUUCCUCAGCAGCAGCAGCAUCGGAGGAGCUGCAGGACCUGCUGCUGAAGAUGGGCAUUGA
This is a messenger RNA of Closterium sp. NIES-65, 1164 nucleotides long. Lineage: Eukaryota; Viridiplantae; Streptophyta; Zygnematophyceae; Desmidiales; Closteriaceae. The record is from the annotation of a GenBank genome assembly.